Daphnia carinata is the source of this 1420-nucleotide messenger RNA. RefSeq lists its product as uncharacterized. The record is from RefSeq and is a predicted model, not a curated record. NCBI's taxonomy places the organism in Eukaryota, Metazoa, Arthropoda, Branchiopoda, Diplostraca, Daphniidae. The transcript is spliced from 4 exons. The coding region runs from base 199 to 1368 and encodes 389 amino acids.
CCAAAGGGAACAUGCCUGUGUUUUGAUGGUUUUAACAUCCAAUGUUAAGUAGGUAGUAUUUGAAUUUGAAUAACUUCAGGUUAUGCAAGACAAAAAUUUUGCGCACUUAUAUUGUUGCAUGUAUAAAGCGUGACUUUCUUGUUACAAGUCAUCACGAGUAUGGAACAUGCUUAGUGUUGUGAGAUUUGUUGUCGCGGUAUGAUUCGUAUGAAUAAAAUACUACCAAAAUUGUUUGCAGGCAAUAUGGUCAAACAUGUUUUCUUAAUACAUCUCAUUUCACAUUUGGAGUUUGUCAUGAUUUGGUUGGUGACCAUGCUCAAACUAAAUGACUACUGGAUUGUAACUGGAUGCAGUGAAAAUUUACCAACAGAACUGAUUUACUAUUUAUACAUAGUAGACCAAAUGUACCAGAAAUCACUUAUUUGGAUUGGGCUAGGAUGCUCAGUCAUUAUAAAUUAUUCUGCCUUUAUUAAAAGAAUUUUUCCGGCAUGGAAUGUAGCCUUAGGUUCAUUGUGGAUUAUUUUGCUUCUUUUGGUCUCUCCUGUGUGGGAAAUAAGCAUAUCAUUGAUUCUUUGUGCUGUUGCAACUGUCCAGCUCAUUCUUGGACUUUCAGCGAAAAAAUCAAAACAAGCAUUUUACAAACCAAAAACUAAAAUACUUGAAACUUCAAUGUCAAACCCUUCUCGGUUAAGUGCUCCAAAUCCACCAUGUGAUCUGGAUUUGAGCAAGUUGGACAUAGGAUCAGCAAGAAAAAGGAACAAUUGUACUCCUCUUGCUUCUCCAGUGGUCCAAUCAUCAGGUUUUGCAAAGCCUAGGCCUCUUAUCUCACCGUCUAGACUAUCCUCAUCGAGUAUCAUAUCAUCUCCCGACACCAAUCUGACGAAAGCCUCUUGGGUUGCUGGCGGCUAUUGGCAAGGCGACAACUGGCCGUCCUCCACGUUUUCGUCACCAAAUCAUAAUUCACCUCUCACGCGUUCUUCCAGUCAGAGUUCUGGAUUUGGCUCAGUCCAAACUGGCCUUUUAAAUCGCAGCCCACCAGAUUCAAGACCAGACUCAACACUGGAAGAUAUUGACCGAUUUUCAGUUUUUUCUGAUAACCUCGAUCCUCGACAUGUUGAUUCAAGCUUACGGUUUCAAGAAAAUUCACCUUGCUUGUAUCAGUACCCUAGUAACGAAUUAUCGCGGAAGUCGCUGGUAUCAUCGAUUUCAUCCACCAAUGCUUCUGUACAUCACACUCCAGUUGCCCCUUUAACCACCCAGUGGUCUUGGUUACCUUUCAUGCUUGGAUUCAGUCUGGCUAUUAAUUUGUGUGGUUUGACGUAUUUUGGAUUUUUACACUCUUCCAAAGUUGCGAACGUAGUUACUUGAACUGCAUUCUUACAACGUAAUUGGAAAUAAAUGCUGUUCGGGUGAAAAAUUU